AUUGUGAGAAUAAAAAUGGGUACAGUCCUGCACUGUGAACAAAAAGCAAAGCUUCAUUCCACAGCAAAGUGGCUUGUUUCUGCGCUGGAACAACACAGCACCAGCUCAAAGAGCCCCACACGGAACCCGCACACCCCUAGGCCAACAACCGAAUUCAGGAUCUUCAGACCGAAGAUGCUACUCUGGGCCAUUCUCGUGAUGUCCUUGAUAUUGGAGCCCUACCUAUGUGAUUCUAAAUCUGUAGGUUCUCUGUAUAUUGUUGAGGACCCAGUCAACAAUGCAGAAGCAGACAAACUGCUGAACAAGAUCCAAUACGUCGCCCGGAGCUGCAAAGAGCUCAAAGAAAAAUACCAAGUUCAUGACGAUGGGCUGUAUUACCUCACUACCACAAACGGAAUUCUGUACGAGGCGUUCUGUGACAUGACCACGGCAGGUGGGGGCUGGACACUGGUGGCCAGCGUCCAUGAGAAUAACCUGUAUGGGAAGUGCACUCUGGGGGAUCGCUGGUCCAGCCAGCAGGGCGACAACCCCAAUCUGCCGGAGGGGGACGGAACCUGGAGCAACAAGGUUACCUUUGGGUCUCCUGAGGCCGCCACCUCUGAUGACUACAAGAACCCUGGGUAUUAUGACAUCACAGCAGAAGACGUGUCCGUGUGGCAUGUUCGGAACAAUGCAGAUAUUAAAGAAUGGAUCGCCAAGUCCAUCUUGCGCUACCACACAGCGACCAGAUUCCUGACUUUACAGGGAGAAAACCUCUACCAGCUGUUCAAGCGCUACCCUGUGGGAUUCAAUUUGGGCACAUGCAACACUGACAAAGGCCCAACUGUUCCUAUAGUGUAUGAUUUUGGGAAUGCAGAAACUACUGCAAAUCUGUAUGGGCCACUCUCAAGGGCGGAGUUUACUGCAGGUUUUAUCACUUUCCGAGUCUUCAACAAUGAGAAGGCAGCUAUGGCCAUCUGCUCUGGAGUCAGUCCCAGGGGAUGCAACACAGAACAUUUCUGUGUGGGGGGAGGAGGCCAUUUCCCUGAAGGGGCACCACGUCAGUGUGGGGAUUUUACUGCGCUGGACUCGGACGGCUAUGGAACCCACAGAAGAUGGAGUGCCUCCCAGGAUAUGACUGAGUCUGCCAUGCUGCUGUUUUACUGCUGAAGAGACACCAUUUCUCCGUAUCACUCUUCAUCGUUAUUAUUACAUUGCAGCAAAUCUCUUUCUACUAUCUUUGCUUAAUUACAGGUGCAAAGGGGUUCUCUAUGUUAUUUAGGCUUUAACAGAGAAAACAGGAUACUACUUCACCUUUUAACUGUUUUAACAGGUUUAAGUGAUGUGUAAUCCAUUUUUUUCUAUUUUUUACUUUUUCAUAUUUCAGAAUAUAAAAUUGGUGUUGGGCAGUAAAAUUGUAAAAACUAAAUAAAUAUAUGAAAUUAUGCAGCA
Messenger RNA from Anguilla anguilla (European eel), 1431 nucleotides. Its product is annotated as intelectin-like. Gene Ontology annotation, molecular function: oligosaccharide binding. The transcript has 8 exons. Lineage: Eukaryota; Metazoa; Chordata; Actinopteri; Anguilliformes; Anguillidae. The coding region runs from base 16 to 1149 and encodes 377 amino acids. The record is from RefSeq and is a predicted model, not a curated record.